Messenger RNA from Saccoglossus kowalevskii, 694 nucleotides. Its product is annotated as large ribosomal subunit protein uL13-like. Gene Ontology annotation, molecular function: mRNA binding; structural constituent of ribosome. NCBI's taxonomy places the organism in Eukaryota, Metazoa, Hemichordata, Enteropneusta, Harrimaniidae. Gene Ontology annotation, biological process: negative regulation of translation; translation. The record is from RefSeq and is a predicted model, not a curated record. Gene Ontology annotation, cellular component: ribosome; cytosolic large ribosomal subunit.
CCCGUACACUGUUCGAUCUCUUCCGCUCUGCCAUGUCUUUGGGAAAGCCAUUGCUAAUAGAUGCCCGAGGGCAUCUGUUGGGUCGUCUUGCCUCUAUUACGGCAAAGACAAUCCUACAAGGGCAGCGUGUUGUACUAGUAAGAUGUGAAGGCAUUGUGAUAUCUGGCAGCCUGUACAGAAACAAACUCAAGUUCUUGCAGUUUCUUCGCAAGAGAACAAAUACCAAACCAUCCCGUGGUCCAUUCCACUUCAGAGCACCCAGCAGAGUGUUUUGGAGGGUGGUUCGUGGUAUGUUGCCACACAAACUGAAGCGUGGUUCAGACGCAUUGGAUAGACUCAAAGUCUUUGAAGGAAUACCAGCUCCUUAUGACAAACAAAAACGUUUUGUAGUUCCCUCAGCUUUGAAGGUUCUUAGAUUGAAGCCAUACAGAAAGUUUUGUCAGCUGGGACGUUUGUCAUCAGAUGUUGGCUGGAAGUAUGCCGGUGUCAUUAAUGUGUUAGAAGCUAAAAGAAAAGCAAGAUCAAAGAUUAGAUAUAAUAAGAGAAAACAAGAAAAGAGACUCUGGAAAAAAGCAUCUGAAGCUGUGGCAGAUAAACUUGCUCCAUAUCAGCAGAUUAUUGAGGGAUAUGGACACACAUAAAUUGAGUUUGUAAGAAUGUAAAGAACAAGAAAUAAACAACAUUUAUUGUGAAA